AUGGAUAAAAGCUAUUUGAUCUAUUUUGCAGGUGAUCUUUUUGACCAGAAACAUAUUACAGGAAAUGCACUCCUUGGCCAAAUGAUUGAAAAGGUUUCAAAAGGUAAAUAUAAAUGCCACCUUCCUCAAAAUAAAGAAACAAUUAAAGAUCGUGGAACCCCAAUUCGUGAUAAAGAUAUCGAAAAUCUUAUGAAAUGCGAUUGUGCAAUAUUCAAUUUCGAUGGAACAGAUCUAGAUUCUGGCACUGUCGUUGAAUUUUGUUAUGCAAAGAUGGUGGACAUCCCUUCCAUUCAAUUGAGAACAGAUUUUCGUCAAUGCGGCGAUCAAAACGAUGGUGGAGAUCCAUGGAACUUAAUGUGCUCGGGAUAUCCGCGAACAAAAUCGUUACUACUUAAUGCUCUUGGAAUCUGGCAAGAAUCUCGCGCCAAAUAUCCAAACCUUUCAGAGCAGUUAGAAUAUUACCAUAAAAGCAUUGCCAUUAAGAUAAUUGAACAAUUAGAUGAUGUAAUUGCUAUAAAACCGCUUUUUAAUGGCAGUGUUGAUCAAGCAAAUUCAGCUUACAAUUGGGCCGUUAAAACAGUUGGCGGUAAAUUAAAUGAAUAUCUAACAGAAAGCUGCAUAUCGGAGUUAAUUCAAUCAAAACACGCUAAAGGACUAAUUUAA
Trichomonas vaginalis G3 is the source of this 663-nucleotide messenger RNA. Its product is annotated as nucleoside 2-deoxyribosyltransferase family. NCBI's taxonomy places the organism in Eukaryota, Parabasalia, Trichomonadida, Trichomonadidae. Gene Ontology annotation, molecular function: 5-hydroxymethyl-dUMP N-hydrolase activity. The transcript has a single exon. The record is from RefSeq and is a predicted model, not a curated record. The coding region runs from base 1 to 663 and encodes 220 amino acids. Gene Ontology annotation, cellular component: nucleus. Gene Ontology annotation, biological process: deoxyribonucleoside monophosphate catabolic process.